AUGAUGAAUACGGGUUGCGAAGGUAGCUCAACGUCAAACUAUGACCCAGUCACAAAAAUUCAUCGGCGUUCCACAAGAAGAGUCGUUGAAGCAAAAAGAAAAGCUCGUCCAGAGCUCAACAAUUAUGGAUGGAAUACGCUCGGUUUUGCUACUUCGUUCGACUUGCCACCAAUUACAGACACCAUUAUCAGGUUAAAUGGGUCAGAAAUUUGUUUGGAAGAGUUCCGUGAGAAUUAUGAGAAACCACGAAUUCCCGUCAUUAUUACAGGGCUCACCAGCAAUUGGGCUGCUCAUGAAAAAUGGACUCCUGAAAGAUUGUUGAAAAAGUACCGCAAUCAGAAAUUCAAAUGUGGAGAGGACGACGAUGGGUAUUCUGUAAAAAUAAAGAUGAAGUAUUACUACGACUACAUGAGAACCAAUGACGACGACUCACCGCUUUAUGUUUUCGAUAGCAGUUUUGGAGAGCGCCACAAGACCAAGAAAUUGCUUGAAGAUUACGAGAUUCCAAAAUUUUGGGAAGAUGAUCUCUUUCGGUACGCCGAGAUGAAAAAGCGUCCUCCGCACAGAUGGAUCGUUUUUGGACCGGCUCGUUCUGGAACGGCUAUUCAUAUUGAUCCUUUGGGAACCAGCGCGUGGAAUGCUUUAAUACAUGGGCACAAAAGAUGGGUUUUAAUUCCACCAGAUGCGCCGAAGGCUCUUGUAAAACCAAUGAAGCAUGAAGCUGGAAAGCACCCCGAUGAAGCUGUUACAUGCCUUUUGUUUUUAGGGGUUCGCUCGUCAUCGUGGCCAAAAGAAUAUCCAAUAAUCGAAUGUCGACAAGCACCAGGGAAGUUAUGUUUUGUUCCUGCAGGUUGGUGGCACGUGGUUAUCAAUGAGUCUGUCACUGUUGCAAUCACACAGAAUCUUUGUUCGAUUGCCAACCUGCACAUUGUUUGGCCCAAGACAGUACGAGGUCGACCGAAGUUCAGCAAACAUUGGUUUAAAAGAAUUAAAAGCGAACGUCCGGAACUGAUUUCAAUUAUGGAGGCCUCUGAAGCAACGCCACAAGAUGAAAAUUCUUCGAGUGAUUCUUCAUCAUCUUCUUCAUCAAGUGAUGACUCCGACUCCGAUUCUGGCAACGAUGAUGGCGUUGAGAAACGAAUGCAAGUGCAACGAAAGAGGCGGCAUAGUCAAACGAUCUCAGAAAAUAAAGUGGCUUGUGCGAGCAAACUUGGACGGAGCCCUGAAAGAAAACAG
Messenger RNA from Mesorhabditis belari, 1236 nucleotides. NCBI's taxonomy places the organism in Eukaryota, Metazoa, Nematoda, Chromadorea, Rhabditida, Rhabditidae. The record is from the annotation of a GenBank genome assembly.